Molecule: messenger RNA, 1173 nt
Organism: Puntigrus tetrazona (Sumatra barb)
Lineage: Eukaryota; Metazoa; Chordata; Actinopteri; Cypriniformes; Cyprinidae
Gene: zcchc10
Product: zinc finger, CCHC domain containing 10
Exons: 4
Coding region: 278-766 (162 amino acids)
Molecular function (GO): nucleic acid binding; zinc ion binding
Source: RefSeq, a predicted model, not a curated record
UUGAACUAAGAUAUAAAUGUAUAUUUUGCAGAUAAUAAUUGUACGACCAUAAUGACUAAAUAACACAAUAAUUAGUUUAUAACACAAGACAAUAUAACUGGAAACCUUUUGUUCUGACUUUCUAAAUUCUGAAAGAAAAAAAAAAAGAUUGUGUUGGCUAGACUAAUUAAACGGAAUAAAAACCGUAAAAAAGAUCCUCCGAAGCUUUAGAUGGCACGCGUUGUUUUUCCAAGCUCGACAUUAAACCGGAAGUCAGACUCGCGCGAUCGCAUUCAAAAUGGCGACUCCCAUGCACAGAUUGAUCGCUCGAAGACAAGCGGAGGCGAAUAAACAACACGUUCGCUGUCAGAAAUGUCUGGAAUAUGGACACUGGUCCUACGAGUGCACUGGGAAAAGAAAGUACCUUUAUAGACCUUCCAGGACAGCUGAGUUGAAAAAGAGACUAAAAGACAAGGAAAACAAUCCUUCAGAUGAUUUGGGAGCUGGACUAAUACCACGCAGUGAGAAGAAAACCAAGAAAAAAAGGUCCUCCUCCAGCUCCAGCAGCAGCAGUAGCGGUUCGUCCAGCUCCUCCAAUGACUCCUCCUCGGACAGCAGCGACUCCUCGAGCUCCUCGUCCUCGUCUGAAGACAGUAGCAGCGACAGCGACGACACCUCCAGCCCUUCCUCCUCCUCCUCCUCGUCUUCCUCCAGUUCCGACUCUGAUUCGGAGUCCUCGAGCAGUUCCGAUCAGGGCCCUCCAAAGAAGAGAAAAAAGAAGAAAUGAGGGUCCAGUUAACGAGAGUGCAAUACAGAACUGGAGUCAUAUACUGAGUGCUGAGAACACACUGCUAUUGAAUACAUGAGGGUAGGGUCUAAAGUCUCGUAUGUAAAGAAACUGAGAAAUAUAUGUGUAUGUGGUCAUCAUCAAACACAUCCACGGUUACGUUUGCUUCCGCUAUCUCUCUUUGGCAGAUUGUAGUAGUUUCUCAAGCAGUGAAUUUACUCAUCAUUGAUUUAUUCAUUCAUUCAUUUGGUUUCUUUUUGACCACAAAUGCAUUUUUUUUUUUUUGCUGAGGUGUAAAACAUAAUUUUAAGAUGGUCUUAUGAAAUAAACUGAUUUCUUACGGAAAGAAAUGUACCUUUUGUGGGAUGUGAUGUAAAUGCAAUAUUAAAUAAUCUCUUUAAAAUGCA